AUGCGGGUGUCCACGUCUUCACUCCGCAACCGCACCGCGUCGCCCAGCAUUGUCAUCCGCAGCCCUACCACGUAUCCGGACCCGCCCCCGCCUCCCGCGCCUUGCUCGCGCGUGUACAGCCACGUGAACGUGCAGCGACCCGCGGACUACUGGGACUACGAGGCGCUCCGAGUGCCGUGGGGCGACCAGGGGGACUACGAGCUGGUGCGCAAGGUGGGGCGCGGGAAGUACAGCGAGGUGUUUGAGGGGCGCAGCACCCGCCACGGCGCACGCUGCAUCGUCAAAGUGCUCAAGCCCGUGCGCCGCAAGAAGAUUCUGCGCGAGAUCAAGAUACUGCAGAACUUGAUGGGCGGGCGCAACAUCAUUCAGCUGCUGGACGUGGUGCAGGACGCGCAGUCGGGCACGCCGUCGCUGGUCUUUGAGUUUGUGAACAACCACGACUUCAAGCACCUCUACCCUGCGCUCUCUGACCUGGAUAUCCGCUUCUACCUCUACGAGCUGCUACAGGCGCUCGACUUUGCGCAUUCACAGGGCAUCAUGCACCGCGAUGUGAAGCCGCACAACGUGAUGAUCGACCACCAGCGCCGCCAGCUGCGCCUCAUAGACUGGGGCCUCGCGGAGUUCUACCACCCGGGCAUGGCCUACAACGUGCGCGUCGCCUCUAGGUACUUCAAGGGGCCAGAGCUGCUGGUGAACAUAGAGGACUAUGACUACUCGCUGGACAUGUGGAGCCUGGGCUGCAUGGUCGCAGGCAUGAUCUUCCGCAGGGAGCCCUUCUUCUUUGGCGCGGACAACAACGACCAGCUCGUCAAGAUUGCUCAGGUCCUAGGCACAUCGGACCUGUACCAGUACCUCACGCGCUACUCUGUACGGCUGGACUCGCAGCUGCAGUCCGCUGUUGGGAGGCAUCGCCGCAAGCCAUGGUCGCGCUUUAUCACAGCUGAGAACCAGCACCUCGUGUCACCCGAGGCCAUUGACUUUCUUGACCGCCUGCUGCGCUACGACCACCAAGAGAGGCUCACAGCCAAGCAAGCCAUGGUCAGUGCCAGUGCCAUGCCGGGUCUCUUGCUGGGUGGCUUUCUGCUGGGGUUAUGGUGGGGAACCCCUCGGCUAGACCAACCCCCCCCCGCACUGGUUGACUCAGUGGCAUUGGCUGAGGAGGGAGAGGAGGCUGGGUGGACGAGGAAUGGGGAGGGAUCUGGGAAGAGGGCGGAGUAG
Molecule: messenger RNA, 1218 nt
Organism: Closterium sp. NIES-65
Lineage: Eukaryota; Viridiplantae; Streptophyta; Zygnematophyceae; Desmidiales; Closteriaceae
Source: the annotation of a GenBank genome assembly